AUGACAUGCAUUGCCCUACUUCUGCUCCUGUGGCUGCCAAACCUUCAGCUGUCGGGCGCAUUGCGGCGCAAGCCCCAGGGCAAGAGUUCUGUAUUUGUCCAUCUCUUCGAAUGGUCCUGGGGAGAUGUAGCUCGAGAAUGUGAGGAUUGGCUCGGGCCCAAGGGUUUUUCUGCAGUACAAGUUUCCCCCCCUACGGAACACAUUCAGGGCAACCAGUGGUGGACCCGGUAUCAGCCAGUAACAUACAACCUAACCAGUCGAUCUGGUGACGAGGCUGCUUUUGCCUCAAUGGUGAAGCGAUGCAAGAAAGCCGGAGUUCAGGUUUAUGUGGAUGCUGUGCUCAACCACUGCGCAGCCAGCAAAGGCAAAAGCAUAGCAGGCAAUGCAUUUGGCGGGCGAAGAACGCCCAUAUAUAGCCCAGAAGAUUUCCACCACCUGCCUUUUGACGUCACUGGAAACUGUGGCGUCAAUAAUUUUGCAGACGCUCACAACGUGCAAUACUGUGAUUUGCAGGGAUUGCCAGAUCUUUGUACCGAGUGUGAAGGUGUGCAGAACAAAAUAGCCGCCUAUUUGAGCCACCUGGUGAAGCUUGGCGUAACUGGUGUCAGGCUCGAUGCUGCCAAGCAUAUUCCGAAAGCAGACCUGACCAAGAUCUUCGACAAAGUUCAAGACGGGAACAAGCUGCUGAAAUAUGCCGAGAUCUCCAAGGCGACUACGACGGACGUUGUGACAGAAGAAUCAUAUGUGGAUCUGGUGGAUGUGAUCGAAUUCAACUAUUCGCCACAGCUCGACCAGGGCAUUGUAGAGACCGGUCGUAUGUCUAAUUUGGAAUCGCUUGGAGGGUCAGCAGACCUUGUGCCAGGUUCUUCUGCCAUUGUCUUUGUGGAUAAUCACGACACGCAGCGUUCCAAGGACAGCAACGUGGCAAAACUGACCUACAAGUCCGGGCGGCUGUAUCAACUUGCCAGUGCUUUCAUGCUGGCCCAUCCUUAUGGGUAUCCUCAGAUCAUGAGUUCCUUUCAUUUCAGUGAGUAUGACCAAGGCCCACCGACAGCUUCAGUCCACAAAGAGGAUGGUGAUCUGCGAUGUGGAGAGUUUCAGCCAUGGGUUUGCGAGCACAGGUGGCCUGGCAUCGCAAACAUGGUGGCAUGGCGUCGUACUGCAGCCGACAACCCCGUCACGCACUUCACGGCAUUGAGUGAGGAUACGGUGUCCUUUUGCCGUGGUCGCGUGGCAUGCGUUGCGUUCAACCGGCAAGAGUCUGACGAAUGGGUGGUUAAUCUCGUCGUGCCGCUUGAGCCAGGCGACUACUGCGACGUGGCGAGUUCAGAUGGGAUUGGAUGCCCAGUGAUCAAGGUGGACAGCAGCAAGACGGCCAAGCUCACCGUCCCGGCGCAGGGGUUUGUGGCUAUUCAUGUGGGGGCACGCAAGAAAACUCCACCAAAAGAAGACGACGAUUUGGGCGAGGCCAGGCGGGACUGUCCAGCAUCAAGGGCACUGCAGAUCCAAUUUGCCUUCAGGUUCAGCUUCGCACGCGCACCGAAAAAGGUGCAUUCUCAAUCAGCGCCCCUCGGCACAACAGCGGCGUUGUUUUUUUUGCACAUCGUUGCGACAUACUAA
Molecule: messenger RNA, 1620 nt
Organism: Symbiodinium natans
Lineage: Eukaryota; Dinophyceae; Suessiales; Symbiodiniaceae
Source: the annotation of a GenBank genome assembly